CACCACUCUUUUGCCUGCAUAAUGGAACAUCUAAAACCCACCUCUGCAAAUUCAUGCCCACUUACACCUCUCACCUUCUUAGAACGAGCUGCUUCUGUUUAUGGAGAUUGUACUUCCAUUGUUUACAAUAACACCACCACCACCUUCACAUGGACACAAACCCUCCACCGCUGCCUUGGCGCGGCUUCCUCCCUCGUGCAAAUGGGUAUUCGUAGAGGCGAUGUUGUUUCUGUUUUGGCGUUUAAUGUCCCUGCUAUGUAUGAACUUCAGUUUGCUGUGCCAAUGUCUGGUGCUGUACUUAACAAUAUCAAUACUCGUCUUAAUGCUCGUACAAUAUCCGUCAUGCUUCGUCACUCUGAAGCUAAGAUGCUCUUUGUUGAUUCUCAUCUUAAGCUUCUUGCACAAGAUGCUGUGUCUAGAUUUCCUUCCGGGAUUCGCCGACCCACACUUGUUCUCAUUAAUACAGAGAGCUUAACAGGUGAUAGCAGAUCUACUGAAGAGGUUGAUAACUAUCUAAGUUCAACAACAACGUACGAGGAUAUAGUGAACAAGGGAGACUCGAAUUUUGAGUGGGUAAGACCAGUAAACGAGUGGGACCCCAUCACAUUAAACUACACCUCCGGAACGACGUCGUCUCCAAAAGGAGUUAUACAUUCUCACCGAGCAAUUUUCAUCGUGACCGUUGAUUCUCUCACGGAUUGGCCUGUACCCAAGAAACCGGUUUACUUAUGGACGCUGCCAAUGUUUCACUCCAAUGGUUGGAGUUUCACUUGGGGAAUGGCAGCUGUAGGUGGUACUAAUAUAUGCCUCCACAAAUUCAAGGCAGACGAUAUUUUCUCGGCUAUAAAGCAUCACAACGUCACCCACAUGUGUGGUGCGCCCGUUGUUCUCAACAUGAUAGCAAACUCGCCUAAUGCAAAACCAUUACAAAACCGGGUGGUCCAUUUCUUGACCGGUGGAGCUCCGCCUCCUGCAGCUGUUGUUCUACGAACCGAGGGGUUAGGUUUUAACGUUAGCCAUGGGUAUGGUCUGACUGAGGUAGCGGGUGUAGUUGUUUCAUGUGCUUGGAAAGAUAAGUGGAACCGCUUGCCAGUUAUUGAGCAAGCCGGCUUAAAAGCAAGACAAGGAGUUAGAACUCUAGCGUUGACUGAAGUCAAUGUAUUAGAUCCCCACACGGGACUAGGUGUCAAACGAGAUGGGAUGAGUCAGGGCGAGAUAGUUUUGAAAGGGGCGUGUUUAAUGUUGGGUUAUUUUAAGGACCCUAUCGCGACUAGAAAAUGUAUGAGAGAAGAUGGGUGGCUGUACACUGGGGACGUCGGGGUGAUACACCCAGACGGCUAUUUGGAAAUAAAAGAUAGAUCCAAAGAUGUGAUUAUAACCGGGGGUGAGAAUGUGAGUAGUGUGGAGGUGGAAUCCGUUUUGUACUCUAAUCCGCUUGUCCACGAGGCUGCUGUUGUAGCCAGGCCCGAUGCAUUUUGGGGUGAAACACCAUGUGCUUUUGUGAGUUUGAUAGUAGUAAAGGAUGAGAUGCGUGAAGAGGACAUAAUAAAGUAUUGUCGAGAGCGGUUGCCACAUUAUAUGGUCCCAAAGACGGUGGUGUUCAUGGAGGAGUUGCCAAAAACAGCUACCGGAAAAAUUAAGAAAUCUAAGUUGCGAAUUGUAGCAAAAAACAUGUCCCCACCAAUGAGCAGGAGCAGAAUGUAAUGUCGGAUUUUAGAAUGUAUUUGGGAGUGUUGUUUUUGAUUGAUUACGAAUUUUUUUCAAUUUCUUUGAUUUGUUUAGGAUUAUGUUAUUAGAGUACAUGAUUAUAUUUUUAAUAUCUUAAG
Messenger RNA from Erigeron canadensis, 1826 nucleotides. Its product is annotated as probable CoA ligase CCL11. The transcript has 2 exons. The coding region runs from base 22 to 1704 and encodes 560 amino acids. The record is from RefSeq and is a predicted model, not a curated record. Lineage: Eukaryota; Viridiplantae; Streptophyta; Magnoliopsida; Asterales; Asteraceae.